This is a messenger RNA of Bicyclus anynana (squinting bush brown), 2497 nucleotides long. Its product is annotated as ubiquinone biosynthesis O-methyltransferase, mitochondrial-like. Bases 1522 to 2364 code for a protein of 280 amino acids. Gene Ontology annotation, biological process: ubiquinone biosynthetic process. The record is from RefSeq and is a predicted model, not a curated record. Lineage: Eukaryota; Metazoa; Arthropoda; Insecta; Lepidoptera; Nymphalidae. Gene Ontology annotation, molecular function: 2-methoxy-6-polyprenyl-1,4-benzoquinol methyltransferase activity. The transcript has 5 exons.
ACCAUUUACUUCUUUCUUAGUUUAAUCACGAUAAACAUUUAUUAAAAGGUUUCCAUUAUGCACGCUACUUCUAUCAGCUAGUCCCAAAAUACAUGCAAUCUCGCCAUUCUUCUUCGGCUUUACUUUAAUCACAAUAAUAUACUCGUUUAUUGGAAACACGAACUUUAUAUGCAUAUUGGCAGGGUUUCUUUUGAUUUGCGUUUACUUUUUCAGGCUUAAUAAUAAAUCCUCUCAGUAAUUUAUAAUUAAUCUUGAUUUAUGCUUAUUUACAUAUUAGUAAAUAAGCUUGCGUUUUAUUUGGUUACAUUCGCUUGUUAACAGUAGAAAGUAUCGGUCUACUCGUACUAGGCAAGUAAACCUUAAAUAUAUAGUAAUAGAUAAAUUAUAAUUUAAAUUCGCAGAUUCUCUUCUGAUCUAUAAGGGUUUCUGUGUUAUAUUUAUUUCUGACUAACCUGUUUUAAAACUUAUAUUCCAUAUACAAAAUUUUAUAGAAUAUUCUCUAUGAUCCACAUAUAACCCAAAUUACGUGCUCAAACUCUGGAGGACGUUCUCUAUUUGUGUGUUGAAAGUAAUUUCUCACAAAAUGUUGAAGAUAACUGCAACAUUCAUCAACAAAUGCAAUAGUGUCAAAACUUUGAUAAUUCGGUGAGUAAGCAAAAAUCACUUUGCCUUGGUCUAUUAGAUUUCCUCUAUUAUAACUAUUUUUGAUCAGUUCUGUUUUCUUAUCUUGAAGAUUAUUCAUUAUUACAUUACUAUUUACAACAACUUAAAUUUAUUUACGUUUGUUUACAAAAAGUAAAUUUACUAUACAGUUCAUCAACAGCCUGUAUUCGUCCACUGCUGGACAUGGGCCUUUCCGAGAGCGCGCCACCACACACGAUCCUCCGCCUUCCUCAUCCAGCCGCUUCCCGCUACCUUCUUGAUGUCGUCGGACCAUCUAGCUAGAGGGCGUCCUACACUGCGUUUGCUAGUACGCGGUCUCCACUCCAGAACACGUCUGCCACUUCAGUUUGCUAAUCCUUUGGGCUACAUCAAUUAUUUUCGUUCUCCUACGAAUUUCCUCGUUCCGGAUUUUAUCCUUCAGAGAGACUCCUAACAUAGCCCUCUCCAUAGCUCGCUGAGCGACUUAAAAUUUGUGGAUAAGGCCAAUCGUCAGUGUCCACGUUUCGGCUCCAUACGUCAUAACAGGCAAGACACACUCAUUAAAGACUUUUGUCUUCAGGCUUUGGGGUAUUGACGAAUUGAAGACUCGACGCAAUUUCCCAAAUGCUGCCCAACCAAGCUGAAUUCUUCUGUCAGCUUCCUUGUCGAAGUUAUUCCUACCUAGUUCUAUCAUUUGACCGAGGUAGUUGUAUUCCUGAACAACUUUGAUGCUGGCAUUAUCGAUAAUUAUAAUAAAUACAGUUAUAUUUUAAAAUUUAAUUUAAUAGGUUUUGUUAAAAAUAUUUUAUAUUAAUAAGUAUUUCAAAGUCUCCAAGUUAUUUUAUUUACUUAUACUUACAGUCAGUAUAUCAAUUUCAAAUGGUUUUCAGAAGUUCGAGCCCUGUUACUGGUAUUUCAAAUAAUGUUAAUUUCAUAAGCAGAAGAGAUGCCCACUCUACGAUUGACUCUAAAGAUUUUUUCCAAGUGUCUAAUAGUAAACAACUGGAAUCACUAUGGGAUCCCCAUGGGAUAUUUCUAUCGCUUCAUUCGUUGAAUUAUUUACGAUUGCCUUUUAUAAGAGACGGUCUUGUCGAUAUAGCGCCUGGUGAAAAGUUCUCUACUUGUCUGAAAGGAAAGAAAAUCCUCGAAGUAGGCAGUGGAGCAGGGAUCCUCUCAGAGGGUCUGGCUAAGUACGGGGCCGAAGUUAUAGGAAUAGAUUCGAGCAAAGUCAUGUUAGAAUUGGCUAUAGACCAUUGCUCUAAAAACAAACGCUUAGCUAACAACAAGCCUACUUAUAUUUUAUCUACUGUAGAGGAUCAUAGUAUGUCUUAUCCUGACAUGUAUGACGCAGUGGUAGUGUCCGAGGUCAUAGAGCAUGUUGGUCAAAAGGAACUGUUUGUGGAAUCCUGUGUACGCGCCACAAAACCGGGUGGAAAACUAUUCAUUACGACGCCCAGUAGAACGCGUUUCGCCCACUUCACUUUAAUAUUUCUCUAUGAGAAUUUUUUGAAAUGUUAUCCAAAGGGUGCCCAUCAAUAUGACAGUUUGAUGACACCAAGCGAACUGAAAUUCAUGCUAGAAAUGAACGACUGCCAUGUGGAGGAUAUAAAGGGUUACAUUUAUAACCCGUUCUCGAACCAAUGGUCUUGGACUAAUCACAAACUGUACAGCUUUGCUACCCUGGCUGUAAAGUCACCCAACACUAAUGAUAAUAAGAAUUAAUGGCAUUCUUCCAGAAGUUUAUAUUUAACUAACAAACUCCUUCACGAAUUAUGUAUCUUGCGACAUAAAUUAUAUACAUAUUAAAUAAAUAUUUGUCAUAAUGAAUAAGAUAAAUAUAACAUGAGUAUUUUAA